Rattus rattus (black rat) is the source of this 7355-nucleotide messenger RNA. It is a transcript of the gene Epm2aip1, whose product is annotated as EPM2A interacting protein 1. The transcript has a single exon. The coding region runs from base 123 to 1943 and encodes 606 amino acids. Gene Ontology annotation, biological process: positive regulation of glycogen (starch) synthase activity; positive regulation of glycogen biosynthetic process; response to insulin. The record is from RefSeq and is a predicted model, not a curated record. Lineage: Eukaryota; Metazoa; Chordata; Mammalia; Rodentia; Muridae.
GAGGCUGGUGCACCCUGCUCGGGUGAUCUGGCGCAGAACCCAGGGGGGUGCUUGGCGUUCGUCGGGCUCCUCCCCGUUUGCUGCGGCCUCAGAGCUCGGCAUUAUCCCUUGGCCUCCGCAGAAUGUGGAUGACGCCCAAGAGGAUUAGGAUGGAAGUCGACGAGGCUCUGGUGUUCCGGCCCGAGUGGACCCAGCGUUACCUGGUGGUGGAGCCUGCGGAGGGUGACGGGGCCCUGUGCCUGGUGUGUCGCCGCCUGGUCGCCUCUACUCGGGAACGCGACGUGAGGCGCCACUACGAAGCCGAACACGAAUUCUACGAACGGUUUGUAGGGGACGAGGAACGCGCGGCCCUGGUGGAGCGUCUGCGGCAGGGCGACAUGUCUUUGGCCUCCGUUCUCACUCCGGAGGAGAGAGCUACGCGGGCAGGCCUCGGCCUCUGCCGCUUCUUGGCCUUGAAGGGUCGCGGCUGGGGUGAGGGUGACUUCGUCCACCAGUGCAUGGAGGUGUUGCUGAGAGAGGUGCUGCCGGAUCACGUCGGCGUCCUGGAAGGCAUUGAUUUAUCUCCAGAGAUCACACGGCAGAGGAUUCUGAGCAUUGACAGCAACCUCCGUAGCCAGCUGUUUAACCGAGCCAGGGACUUUAAGGCCUAUUCCCUUGCUUUGGAUGACCAGGCUUUUGUGGCCUAUGAGAACUACCUGCUGGUUUUCAUCCGUGGCGUCGGCCGCGACCUGGAGGUGCAAGAAGAUCUUCUGACCAUUAUCAACCUGACUCAUCACUUCAGUGUUGGAGCUCUCAUGUCGGCAAUUCUGGAGGCCCUGCAGACAGCAGGGCUCAGCUUACAGCGAAUGGUUGGACUGACCACGACCCACACCUUGAGGAUGAUUGGCGAGAACUCCGGACUGGUCUCCUACAUGAGAGAAAAGGCUGUGAGUCCCAACUGUUGGAACGUUAUCCACUAUUCGGGAUUUCUUCACUUGGAACUGUUGAGUUCUUACGAUGUUGAUAUUAAUCAGAUCAUAAAUACCAUCUCCGAAUGGGUAGUCAUGAUUAAAACCAGAGGUGUUAGGCGGCCGGAGUUCCAGUCUUUACUGACUGAGUCUGAAUCAGAGCAUGGAGAGAGAGUUAAUGGACGGUGUUUGAACAACUGGCUGAGAAGAGGCAAAACAUUAAAACUAAUAUUUUCGCUAAGGAAAGAAAUCGAGGCGUUCUUGGUUUCGGUGGGGGCGACAACAGUUCAUUUCUCAGACAAGCAGUGGCUUUGUGAUUUUGGUUUCUUGGUAGACAUCAUGGAUUACCUCCGAGAGAUCAGUGAAGAACUGCAAAUCAGUAAAGUCUUUGCUGCUGCCGCCUUUGAACGCAUCUGCACCUUUGAGGAUAAGCUGAGCUCCCUUCAGAGACAAAUGGAGGAAGUAAAUCUAACAGACUUUCCUGCCUUCAGCAUAAUCGUUGAUGAACUCAAACAGCAGUUUAAGGAAGAUCAAAAAAUAUUUGAUCCUGACAGGUAUCAAAUGGUGAUCUCCCGCCUACAAAAAGAUUUUGAGAGACAUUUCAAGGACCUCAGGUUCAUUAAAAAGGACUUGGAACUUUUCUCAAAUCCAUUUAGCUUCAAACCGGAAUACGCGCCUAUUUCCGUAAGAGUGGAGCUAACAAAACUUCAGGGGAACACCGACCUGUGGAAUGAGUACAGAGUCAAAGACUUGGGACAGUUUUAUGCUGGACUGUCUGGGGAAGCUUACCCAAUUAUCAAAGGGGUUGCCUAUAAGGUGGCAUCCUUAUUUGAUAGUAACCAAAUCUGUGAUAAGGCUUUUGCAUAUUUAACUCGAAACCAGCACACGUUGAGCCAGCCACUGACGGACGAGCAUCUCCAAGCGCUAUUUCGAGUUGCCACAACUGAAAUGGAUCCCCGUUGGGAUGAUCUUGUGAGAGAGAGAAAUGACUCAUAAGCCAUCGUGGUACAAGAAGAAGUCAAUCUGAAAAGGGAAAAUUAAUUUAACUUCCUUUCACAUUUCCUCAUUUGGAUGGUUGGAAAGCAUUGAACUUAUUACAGAUGUCCAAACUGAUAAACAUUGAGAUCUUUCUGAAGAGUCACCUUUCCCCAUCUCAUUUGGCAACAUGGAACUGACACAUAAGAAUACCACCUUUAAAAAACUUAGUUUAAUGGAAAAGUCAUUGCCUUUUACUUUUAUUAUAACUGGUUUUCAACAGAUUUAGUAUUGAUAUUGUAAGUUGAACUAGAAGUCUGGUUUUAAAAUGGUCUAAAGAUGCAUGCCAAAAGUUUCAGCCCUUACUUUGACACAGUGGAAAGUGUGACACAUGGUUUGAAGUGGCCAACUCCAUAAAAGUGGUAUUCGAGUCAGUUCACAGAAACUCACAUAUCAAAUUAAGUUUCUGAAAAGGAAUAGCAUAUACACAGUGGAGGUAUUUUAUCUAGCUAACAGAGUUUAAGAUUAUUUCUUAAAGCAUAUUUCUGAGUCUGAAGUAAAUACAAACCCCAUCCCCACCUACCCAGUGGAUGGACGGUGACAUUAUGGAUGGAGGAAGGAAUCAAUUUGGUGUUGGAGCAGCAAGAAUUAUUUUAAGUUUCUGAUUUAGGAGGUUCCUUACUAUCAGGAGUUAAGAAUAACCGAUUAUUGGUGGUUUGCUCCUUAUUUUUUCACAGCCGGAGCAAUUUUUUCAGCUCGUCUGUCAAAGAACCAUGGUAAGUAUGGAAUCCUGAUCACUGCCAGUCAGUAUUUUUUUCCUGCUCUAGACAGAACUUUGGUCCUAUCCAAACAGUAAGGGGGAAAGGACCUUUACACUUCAAGAUAGGAGUUAUGAGAGGCUUGCAGCUUGUUUGUCUUAUCUGCAUGGGUAUUAAUGUUCUCUGAAGAAACUAUGCUUAAGGGAGACACUUUAUUUUGAAAUGAUGUGCCAGAUUUUGUUAGCUGCAGGAAAUGGAUUUACUCUAGAAUUUAAAGCUGUCUUACACAUUGAGUAGUUAAGACAGUGCAUAAGAAAAAUACUUAAAUCUAAAGAAGCAACCUUAUCCACAGACUGUAAUAAUUCCUAUUUCUAGAGAUGUUUUUGUGCUGUAUUGUUGUCAGAUAUAUUAACUGGAAAAGUCAAUCUUCAGGUAAAGCUCAACGUGUCAACCUGAUCUAAGAACAGCACUGUGUGUAACUCAUCGUCACGUACAGGUUACAGGCUGGUGUGCUGCCUUCCGGCCUAAAUUCCGCAGCACAUUGUGUUGCGCAUUCAAGGAACCUGGUGACAACCAAGAUUUUGGAAGGAACUGAUGCUUAAGCCACACGAGUCUAAGAACCAAAGUUAGAUCAGUGGUUCUCAAGCAAAGGUAGAAACCCUUGCUUCCAGAGAGCGCAGGGGAGUGUUAAGGACACCUUUGUAGUUACCGUAUUUACUGGAGAGUUGUGCUGGCAUGUAAGCCAAGAAGAUUUCUCCUUCCUAUGGUGUUCAGGCAGCUUGAUGCCAUAAAGAAUCAUCCAUUCCCUCCCAAAGUGCCAGCACCUCCCCCCUACCAAGUAUACAUCAUCUUAUUUCAAAAGACAGGGAAAAUCUCCAGCGGAAGCCGAUGGUGUAUACUUGAUAGGGAAGCCUAGUUCUAGCAGUUCAGAGCAGAAAAGCAAGUGUCAGAUUGGCAUUUUGCUUAUUAAAGAAUAAGCUUAAAUAUGGAAAACACAAGUCUACUGCUAGUUUCCUGGUAGCUUUUGUGUAUUGCCUUUCACAGCAAAUACUUCAAAUACUUUUUAUUAUUUGAGAGAAUGAUUGGAAGUCCUGAAAGCUGCCUCUACUUUCUAUUUCUAGUCCCCUAAAUAUUACUAUCUCGUGCAUUCUAUCAAGUUCUUGUGUUUUGCUUAAGGUGAUGAUUAGAUUAGUCUGCAUCCUGUAACCGCUGUGUGAGUAUGGGGGAGAUAGAAAUAAGCUAAGGAAUUUUCUUUAAUUGACCCUCAGCAAUACUUUGCUGUAACUAGUCUUACUUUUUGUUUAUUUGUUUAAGGCAGUGGUUCUUAACCUUCCUAAUACCGCAGCCCUUUAAUACAGUUCCUCGUGUUGUGGUGACCCCCAGCCAUAAAAUUAUUUCUUUGCUACUUCAUAACUGUAAUUUUGCUACUGUUAUGAAUUGUAAUGUAAAUAUCUGUUGUGCAGGAUAUCUGAUAUUCAACCCCACCCCUACCCCCAGAGGGGUCAGGACCCAUGGGUUGAGAACCGCUGGUUUAGGUGUUUUGCCGUUUUCUGUAUUUCUGUAAGUAAUUGCAGCUGCAUGGCAGUUUUUUCUUUUCCUCUUCCUUUUUAAAUAUAUAGUUGUUACUGGUCCUGUGGUAUCCGUGAAUAUAGUUAAAAAUAAGUGCCAUUUAAAACAGUAACUUUGUGUCCUUAACUGUCCCUUUCCAUUUCUCUCAUUUCUACUAGUUCAAAUAUUUGCUUGGCCAGGCUCCCAUAUUGCCAGCCAGAUCACUCAAGUUCAGUGUUUUCCUCAGUAUUUUUCCCUUCUUGAAAUCAUCCUAGCAUUGCAGAGACAUCAGCUCCAGUCAUUGCAGUCACCUCUUCCUUAAGUAUGUCUAUCUGGUCGCUUUGUUUGCUGUUUGUUUUGUUUUCUUUUAAGACUCUCUUGCCUCGUUUCCCUACAUUACUUCCAAGUUGAUCUCUUUCUAUGACUUUAGUUGUCACCUAUAUGCAGAUACUUCCAAAUUUUUGUCUCCUGAGAUUUCCUCCUAAAUCCUAGUUGCUAAUAAUUGCUAACACUGUGCUCUCUCACAUCUUGGCUCUUUCUCCCAAACCUGCUCUUCCUCUCACUUUUCCUUCAGCAGAUGGCUUUACAGUUGCCCUUGCCUAAGCCAAAACCAGUCAGCCCACUCUUACCGAUUCCCCUCCCUUCAGUGCUGUCAGGGUAGAUAGAAGACAAACUUCUGUUCAUCUUGCAGAACUUGUCCUACAUAUCAUGUAAGAUGCUUCAGGGGUCUCCUCUAGGCCAGGUAUCCACCUACAUGUACUGAACACCCUGUCUUUUUUACUUAGCAUUUCUUACUCUGCUUUGGUCAUUGCUAGACUGGACCAGAGAAGUCUAAUCCAUUGAUUCAUCUCUAGUGAAUAGUAGGAUGCCUGGCAUUUGAACAAAUGUUUGGGCAAAUAAAUACUUGUGUGUUUCGUUUUGUUUUGUUUUAUGAAACCUUCACAGUCUUCAUUUGACCAUCACAGACAUCCUGCCUGUUCAGUGAAUAGUUCUUAGCCAUGUAUUGCAAAUUAAGAAAUGAAACUCACCUUAUUUGUGACUAGGAAUCUCAUUGUUGUGUUUCUUGAAUUUAGUGCAGUGCUUAGCAUGUGGUUCAAAUAUUAUGUGAAUGUUGUUAAGAAAAUAGAUUGUAAUUUACCCUAGUAAACUAUAGUAAUGUCAAGAUUCAAACCUAGGUGUCCUCACGAAUCUACUCGCUAGUGUUAAGUACAUUCAUAAUAUAGUCUUUAUUUUAAUUUCCAAAGGAACCCACAUUCAGAGGGAAGACAUUGGAUAACUGCUUAGAUGGAACUGAAUUCAGUAAUCUGAAAAUUACCUUCAUUCAGUAUUAGAGAAAGACAAUCCUGCAAAGAGUUAAUGUCCAUUUUUCCUUUUGUAGGGUCAGCCCUAGGAGAAAGUGGCAUGCUAUUUAGUAGUUACUUUCCUUUACAGAUGAUUUCUGGCUCUUCUGGAAUUUAAAAGUAAGUAAACUUAUUUCUGAGAAAGCUGUCUUAGUCAGCCCUUCUGACUACAAGGUCCCGGCUCAUUUACUUUACCAUGUGGAAUUCCCACAUCAUUUCCCAAAGAGAAAAGCCCCAGAUGACGUGAGUUAACAUUUAGAUUUGCUGUAUUUUCUCUCUUUCUUGUUUCUUGCCUCUGAAUUUCAUUUCUAGGUAAAUUAGACAGUUCAGUCUCAAGUCAGAAAGCCAGAUGCUUAUUAGUGUCUUUUGUUAAGCCCUUUUGCCCAGUUUAAGAGAUGAACUAGUGUCAUUCUCUUAGUUGGACUUACCCCAGUUUUAGGAAGUCACACUAAUUAACUAAUUCACUCUGAGGUCUUGGCAGUAGGUACAACGGUCAUCCAGACAUUUGAUCCUUGUUGCAAAACUAGGUUUUUGUCAACCUUUGGGUUAAGGGUUUCUCAUUUUUAUCUUGUAUUUAAAAAGUCAAUUCAUCCUACACUAUAAGUACUUUUUAAAUAUUCUAUAUAUAAUUUCUGCCUUGAAACCGACCAAAUACUGAAUUCAUGUCCUGUACACUUUGUCUAAAGCAGCCAGUGGCAACCAAAAGUAUUUUUUUUCUUCUUUAAUAAAGAGUAGAUGUCCUGUCUUCAUCUCAAGGGGCACUUUUGCCUCUCUAUAAUAGAACUUGUCCCGGUAUCAUUUUUUUUCUAUCUUCCAGUAGCAGUCUUCCUGAGUGCCUCCCAGAUAGUCAUGAAGCAGUUUGUAGUAUUUUAGUUCUGCAUUAGGAUUGGUGAGGUUGCCAUGAGCAGGUGAAUAACUACAAAAGUCUAGUGUCCCAACAGCUUGUCUGUGACAAGCUGUCUGAGCUGACAGACUACAAUCCCCACAGGCCAAGUCUGUCUUGGCUCACCCUUCUUUGAGGAAAGUGUUACAGGAGUUAUAGCCAUGUCUGUCUAUGAACUGUCAUGGCUGCUUCCCUCUAUAGUUGCAGACUUAAGUAGUUGUGACACUGUGUGCAAUGCAAGCUAAAAUGACUUUUUGGAAAAGUUCAUUUCCUGCUUAAAAUUGUCCCUACCUACCCUGGGGCUCAGGACAAAGCAGAUAUACUCAAUAGGGGUUGACUGCUCACUUUGGGAAAAGAGAAGAGAAAGUUUGGCUCUGUAAGCCCACAGCUACACAGAUUUCAAGAAGUCCAAAUCCCUCCAUACAGGUGGGAGGAAGACGAAGUAUUUGGAAGAUCACUCUACUGGUCCUUAUUCUAUUCCCCUAGUUACGUCACUCUAAAUAUGUCUUUGCUUUCUCAUCGAGAUAAAAGUUUACAAAUAUUAAGUGUUCACUUGAGUGGAUUUUUAUAUUCACCUAUGAAUGCACCACUCAGAUCAAGGUAGAACAUAUUUCUGUUACUCCAGUAGGUGCCCUUUGCCUCUCACAGAGAGACAGUUGCUGGUCUGACUUGUAUUGCUUGUCAGUUUUGCCUGUUUUAAGUGUAUAUCAAGUGGAACUAGACACGCUGUGCUCUCUUUUCUCUGUGUCUGCUAUAGUAAUCCAUGGUGUGGAUUGUAACAGCUCAUUUCUCACUCAGUGUCACAGUCCGUCCAUUGUACAAGUUGAUCCAUUCAAUGUUGAUGAAUAUUUGGAUUGUUUCCAGUUUAUGGUCAUUAUGAAUAAAAUUGCUAUUAAAAGCCUUG